Molecule: messenger RNA, 339 nt
Organism: Cooperia oncophora
Lineage: Eukaryota; Metazoa; Nematoda; Chromadorea; Rhabditida; Trichostrongylidae
Source: the annotation of a GenBank genome assembly
AUGCCGAUAGGAUAUGAAAGUCCUAUCAGCAUACCGGUGAUGAUUUUUUGUUGUCACUACGAACCUCAAAAAAUGUUGGACCUCAUGUUUAGAUUCCUGGUGAACUACACCGAAUGCAGUCCCAUGACGGCUGUCGGAGUAUCUUUGGAUUACAUGGUCAGGCAGAAUGUGGAUGUCGUCAUUGGUCCUCCUUGUCCUGCAUCGGCAGAAAUGACUGCUUAUCUGUCAACAUAUUACUCUAAAACCAUGCUUGGUUGGGGUUUCCUAAUCGACUCCAUAUUCAGCGACGCGACCCGUUUCGCAUAUCUCACAAAAGUCAUGCCAGAUUCCAUUCAGUGA